CAUGUUGAAUUGGGGCCAACUUUGAUGUCUGUGAUUGCGAGUUGUCACUUGAUAGAGCAUUUGUUCUUUGAGUCUUCCAAAAAAGUUGUGGCAUCUUCUUCAUGGGUAUUUCUCCUUUAAUAUUCUAAGAUAUUCUUCUCACUAUUUAAUGUCUAAAGCAGGGAGAGAUGAUAGCUUGAAAUCCCGAACCUGUGUUGAUUUAGUGAACAAUUUGUCCAAAUCUUACUUCAUUGUCGCUUAGAGGUUUUAAGCUGCAUGACUAUAAAGUUCAAAUACUAGUUAAGGUUUGUGUCUGAGCUAUUGGGAUACAAUUAUUUUGUUAAAAUUCCUUGACUUGUUAAGUAUCUCUUUAUUGUGAAAAUUUUUUAUCAGAGUUCAUGUCUAGAACCUGUAUGCCAAUUUUAUUUAAAAUCUAAUUGCUGCUUUGGAUGAUGCUUCUAAUUAUGGAUGUGUGAGUUCAUGUCUUCACUAACUCGUAAGCUUAUUAUCAAAUUCAAGUUAAAAUUUAGGUGCUGCUUUUGCAAUUUGGAUGAUGCUCCUAAUUGAAUUCUAUAGUGUCAAUAUUGGCUUGCUCUUCUUUCAUAUUCUUGGAAAGUGAAGUUUCAGGGAAACCUCACUGGAAAAUGCUUUUCAUUGGAUUUGCAAAAUUGCACCUGAAGGGGAUAUAUGAUGAAAUGAGCUAUAUACGAAAUCUUUUUGCACAGUCAAAGGUUUGAUGAGUUCACUUGAUAGUUUGAAAACCAGAUUUUUCAUAACAUGUAUGCCUGAUAAAUUAAACUCAUGGUUUCUAUUCUAUGAAGAUAGAAAUUUAUGUUCCAGUACAUGUUCUACAAGCAGAAUGUGUAUUUUCCCCUUCAGUUAAUUUGCUUUGUAGUACAUGUAGAUUAUCUGUCCAUCUUAAUUUCAAUUUUUGAUUGACGGAUGCUUUUUCACUGAAUCACUAGAAUAUUUAGUUCUGAUAUUCCUUUUAUGGUUUUGUGUGAACUAAACUUGAUUAAACCGCAUACUCCUGAUUUCUGCUGCAUGGACUCCGUAAACUAAAAUAUGCUGAUUUUAGUGGUAGUGAGGAGUUUCGAGGUCCUAUUGGUGAUGAUGAUGAGGAAGGAAAGCACCAAGAAUGACAUCCCAAGGAACUAUGCAAGCACUCCUUGGCAAAUGGAGACUAUGAAUGCCAACUGUACCGAGUUGAGGGACAAAAUGAAUGCCAUUGAUGCCAAGUUUGAACGACUUUGUGGAACCAUGAAUGAGUUAUUUCGAGGUGUCCAAGUGAUCAAAAAUCAUAUCUUGCCUCCACUGCCACUGGAUGUCUAGCCAUUCCGUCUUUCAUGUUUAUUCCAUUUAUUUAUCAUGUUGUAUGACUGUUGUAUACAAGUCGACGUUGGAUCUUGUUUAUGUUUAUGUUUUUAAGUUAGGUACAUUUGGAUGGUCUUAUCUAUUCGAUUAUAUUAUGGAACCUGCGGACCGAUAUUUUU
Molecule: messenger RNA, 1472 nt
Organism: Rubroshorea leprosula
Lineage: Eukaryota; Viridiplantae; Streptophyta; Magnoliopsida; Malvales; Dipterocarpaceae
Source: the annotation of a GenBank genome assembly